This is a messenger RNA of Athalia rosae (coleseed sawfly), 9634 nucleotides long. RefSeq lists its product as uncharacterized. The transcript has 23 exons. Gene Ontology annotation, cellular component: membrane. The record is from RefSeq and is a predicted model, not a curated record. Lineage: Eukaryota; Metazoa; Arthropoda; Insecta; Hymenoptera; Athaliidae. Bases 762 to 5576 code for a protein of 1604 amino acids.
UCGAAGGAACCGAGUGUUCGUGGUCUCCUAUUCCGUACAAAGUCAGAUUGAUACAUUUUUUUUUUCCAACGACAUUUAGGCCAACGGAUACCGGCCUGCCCAUCGUCUUCGAACAAACCACGGAAAGUACGGGAGCUCGUGCCGAGCGAUCCCGCGGAGUCAAGGAGAGAUGGCAAGACAACAGUAACGCCGCGAAAAGGCGGCUUCACCAUACCCUAAACCCGCACCUUCAUUCGCCCGCUUUUACCCUUCACAACCAAACGAACCAACAGCAUCACCACCGUCACCCCCUCAAUCGUCACAAUCCGCACCAUCGUCAACGAACCCAUCGACAUCAAUCUUCUCAACACUUAACGUACCCUCUCGACAUUUCGCUCACUCUUGUACAGCAAACGCACGACGACACGUCUCGCAAUCAAUCCUGCAGAUUUGGCAAGCUAGUCAGGCGCGACCGGACGCACGAUCAUCACCAAGACAGACCGUCCCGGUGGUGUCAACCAUGCGUCGAAUCAACAUUGUCAGAUCGAAGAACUUUGCGUUCCAGUAACCGCAACGCUCUCAAGAGUAACGAUUAUACUUCAUCUUCGAAAUAUCGAAAGCGCGAAGCAACUAUAAUCAAAAAUAUCGUCAAACCUGCACCACGUUCCUCCGACAAGCGUUAUUCGUUAUCGGAUGAAAACCCGAAGAACUUGAGACGACGGAACGUCCUGCUUUUGGACCCUGAUCAGCACUAUCUGUCCGAUACGGUGCUCGUUCGAACCAUGUCGCCGGUAGGAGCAAAUUUUUCAACAUCCAUGAAAAUGAGUUUUUCGUUAUCCUCGCUGCAACCUUCUAGCGGAAGUCUAGAAAGUCCUGAGCAUGCGAGAUUACGAACGGAUCGUCCUUAUAACAGCCUCACCAAAAAACGGAAGGAUCCCGAGCAGGAGCAGUGGCGUCGUUCCUGGGGAAGUCGGGACGAGAAUAAAGAUGAUUUCUGGGCAGCGAUACAGUCAAACUACAAUUACAUUAUGGACACAAAUCUCAUCGACAGUUGCAAGGAAGCAAACGGCGAACUUGCAUGGGAUGAGGGUGACGUCUCAAUUCUUUCAUGGGGAUUGAAGGAGCUGAGCGGACAGUUUUCGGAAUUGUAUGCAUGGCUUGGAGCUAUCCAGGAGUUGAUUUACUCCAAGGAAGAGAACGUUCUCGACAAAAGUCUGCGCGUGGCUCACACAGAGGAGCUGCGGCGCAAGGCUUACAGAAGAAGAUUGUUCAAUGAACAAGCGAGUAAACUGGUAGCCAGAGCUCCGACGCUGAGAGAUGAAGUUGCCUGGCGUGUUGAUCAUCUCAACACCAAGUGGGAACUCGUUGAGCAGAUCAUGGCACCAGGGGAACAAUCGGUUUCUGAUGAACACGACGUCUCUGCAGAUUUGGAGCACGAGGUGAAAUGUCUACGGAAAUGGCUACGCGAAAUGGAAUCCCGUCUGCAACCCCUGAGUUUUCGAAUCGACUGGAGCAGAGCCGAACUCGAGGAGAAGGCUAUGGAACAUAUGGUUUUGCAACGAGACAUCGAAGCCCAUGGACGAAUCGUCAAUUCGGUGGUAAAGCUGAGCGAGCGAGUGGCACUCACUGCGACGGUUCAACAGAAACAGCAUCAGGAACGAGAACAAGAUCAGCAGCAACAACAGCAGUAUCAACCCGGACAGGCGAUACGCGUCGCAAGUUCCCUCGAACGUCGUUGGCACCUCUUGUUCUUGCGGGCGUUGGAGUGGCAGUGUCACAUAGAGGCUUUAGCUGCACGCAUAUGCAACAAGAGCCCCGUGUCUUGUCGUUGCAGCAGUGACAGCGACGAAGAGCCAGUCUCGAAACAGCCUCGUCUGAGUCGUCGUCAAUUACGCGAGUCUCGCAAGUCUCCGGGACGGUCGACGAGAUCAAAUUUUCAACGAUCGAGUAAAAUAUCCAAGGGGGACGCGUCCGAUAGCGACGCCCUUUCCGAUAACAAGUCAACCGACGAUGGGUCAUAUUUCGAGGAUGAGCUGUAUCAGCUCUGUGUGAUGGACACAAGACCGACGGUCGAAUAUACCGAAGAUUUGAUCAACGUUAGAAGGAGAGAAUCGAUAGAAAUAGGAGACCGCGGCGAAGAGGGUGACAUCGAAGAAAGUUGUGCCAGCGAAGAAGAACACGAAGAAAUGCCUCCGACACCAGUCGUCGCUCCCGCAUCCGCGAAUCGAGUACGUGAUCUCUGCGACGAGGUGGACGCCGGUGGCGUAGGAGUGAAGGGUAUCGCACCCUCCCCGAUAGCGAUGAACCGCAUCGAAGAAGACAGCCCGAGGCGUCGUAGAGCCAUGGCCGAGUCUGCCUUUUUCAAUACGUCGGAUAGAAAAUCAAAGAAUUGCGCGACAUUUUACUUCAAGCAUUUGGACACCGACUCGGAGGCUGACUGUAACGGUACGAACAACCAGUCGCCGGUAGUCGAUGAUUCUUCGGAGGAGGAGUGGACUUAUACACCUCAACCGCGUACGACUGAUCAGAAAGUAACGUCGGAGCAGAAAAAGACCAACGUCGUUGUCCGUUUGGAUUUCGGCGAGAAGGCUCGCGUCGAAGAGACUAAGAUGAUCGGCGUUAUAUCGAACGACGUUAAUGGUAACGCGACGAUUUACGACAAUGGAGACCAGGUGCAUUUUGAAGAAGAGGAAUUCGCGAAGGAUAGUGAAGAUGAAACGAUGAACAACCAAGAGUGCAUAAGGAGGCUCGUCAGUCAGGCGGAGGAUCUCGUUAGAGAAGACAUGUCGAAUGAUGGAAAACCGGGAAACGGUACCAGGAUCUUUCCACCGUUGAUGUUCAAUCAGCAAGGACUCAACAUGGCUAGUACGCGAGCCAAGUACGCGCGCAUCAAGGAGUGGCUUAAGCUUAACAUCAUCUUGCCCAACGAGGGAAAGUCCAUGUCCCAAGCUUUGGACAGCUGCGAUGCGAGUGGCGAAUGUACAACCGGCGAAUCCGACAUCGAUAAACAAUCCCAGUCGUCGGACGACUUGCAGAGUAGCGUGGCUACCUAUCGGCGAGCUGUGGGUAGUUCGGGUUGCGUGUCGCAUUCGAUUUCACAGGAAUUCAUCACCGACUCUGACAAAACUCCGGUCAGUGACAAAAAUUAUCUACCGAUGGAUUCCAGUACACCUAAAGUCGUGAUGCGAACGAAGCGGAAAUCGAACGGUCCUAGACCUUGGAGCGUUUCUUGCAUCUCUCAAAUCGGAAACGGCCGGAACAUCGAAAGCGCUAACGAUCCCAUUUCUCAAUUUUCCAUCUCCGAAUCGGCGCUACAUCAACUCGUCGCUACGCCGCCGAUGAAAUCUGCUUCCUUUGACGCUAGCGGUUCCAGUGCUGCAUUUAAUUCCUCGUCAACGCUGUUAGAAGAAACGAUUAUUGGUUUCGAUGGCAGUGCAACCAAGAACAGUUCACUUCGUAGAAAGAAAAUAAAACUGCGCAAAAAGCAUUUGGGUCGCAAAAGUGAAUCCGGUUCGGAUAGCGUGAACGUUAACCAUCAUUCCGCCGGAAGUGACGGUUGCUCAAACCAACAGCGAUCGUCACCGCGUAAGACCAGCACCAUCCGAGGUGCUCGUGUAAUUUCUAGAGAUGGUUACGGACGCGCGACAACUUUAGUAAAAUCUGGUUCCUUCUCGGGUUCUACGGCUCGUCAAUUAUUAUCGUUGGAGAGAAGUACCGUCAGCGAUCCCGCCCCACUCGUCAGAUCGAACUAUCACAGAAGAGAUGAGUCCACUUCGGAAACGGAGGACGAACCCUGUCCGGGCACCAGAAUCCCGAUAUCUGCCUACAAGGGAAACCUCAUCGACAGUGUCCUCUUCAACACUGAUCUCAGUAUUCCGCAAAUCAACGUCGACUCCGAUGUCGAGAAGAAUAGCUUUAGCAACAACUCGUUCUCGGAACAGGCUUGGGAUAAUUAUCAGGAAAAAUACAUGAGUGAGCCCUACAGCGAGGCGCCCGAUUCGGAAGCCGCACGCCGACUUCUCGAGUUCGGUGAUGAUUACAGAAAUUUCCUCGACAGUCAAUCGGAUUGCGCGUCGAGUUUGAGCGCACGACGAGAUGUCUCACCGCCACCGCCACGGAAACGCAAGCAACAUGGACUUGCCAUCACAACCGAGGACAGUGACAGCGAUAUGGAAGACUUACGCAAUCUGGUGGAUAAAUCGCAGUCCCAGCUUACUAUUUCCGAAGGGCUUUUGUCGCGGCCAUCGCGAGCACUUUUGCAAGACGACGACGACUGCGCUGAGGUAGAAUCAACUUGCAAGGAGAACAUGCGUUGUUUGCGGGCGGUUCUCGAAGCUGCUGGUGGUGCUUUAAGAGGAGAAAGAAACACGAAGCAGAUUCGCAGUCUCAUCGAACGCUGGGAGUCAUUGUCAACGCGCGCCGAAGAAACGCGCAAAGCUGGUGCCCUUCACCGGGACAUGGCAGCGAUGCGCCUAGAGCUUCGAGCUGCCCACGACAGACUUCUUUCCUACGAGGUUGUUCUCGAUCAGCACCAUCUUCUUGACGAGCGUAUUAACCAGGUUACCGGUGAACUGGCCACGCUGAGGGAACGCAAAACCGCACUUUUGGCACUGAACGUCACCGCGCACCGUUUGGUCACCGACGCCGGUGUUUCGGGCUCUUCUGCCCUAGCAGCUCUCAAAGACGAGGUAGCUGACCUCUACCGCGUUUGGGACGAGACCUUCCAAAAGGGAAACCAGCAGCUCAGCGCUCUGCAGUCGAUCCAACAAUUUGGCGCACGUCUUACGGAGUUGCAGAGUGCUCUGCGUAAGGACAAGGAUACUUUGGCGGUUCUCGACGCCGCUCUUCAGGCUGGUGCGGCUUCCGAGGUGGCGUCUUCCGUUCGCGACGUGGCGCGACUUUUAUCAGAAAAACAGGACAUCUGUUGCCAGAACGGCGGAUUAUCGAAGGAGACGGAAACGGCGAACGAAGAAGGGGUGACGGUCGCAGCGAUGGUAAUAGCGAACGGUGGUUUGCAAGAAGGGGGUUCUCUGUCGGACAGCGGUAUAUCGGACAGCGGAAGCGAGCAGGAGCUCAGCGAAAGGGAACGUCGUCUGGCAGCUUUGCGUCGCCUUGCACGUACCCUGGAAGCUCAAUUGGCACCGGGUAGCGAGGCGCUCGUUGAACUUGCGAAAAGAGUCGAAAGCGCCGAAUCUGAACUCCGGGGACUGCAGAAACAGUGCAGGGAACUGAUCGUCCGCACCGCUGCCAGUGUCGAAGCUCGUGCCGUAAACCGGACGAGAAAUCAGAUGGCGAUGCCGAACAGCAAACGUAAGAAAAGUUCUUCGAAGACGGACGCGGACGUGUCCGCCCUUGAAUCCCCCGUUGAUUUAAGUGCGAGUGAACUCGUGGGCACCGGUGAUCCGGACAACGAGCCCCGACGACCUCACGGUUGGGUUUGGCGCGUUUUGAGAGCAGCGUUACCGUUCCAGUUGGCUUUGGUUGCGCUUUUUUGCGCCGCUUGUCUCCUAGAGCCGCAUUGUUGCGAAGCUGCCAACACAAUGAAUCUUUCCCUCACUCCCCAAUUGCGUUACGUACGUGGACCACCGCCGGUUUGAGUACCCCAAAAAAAAAAAACAGCGGAUUGCUCGUACCUCGUUGUUAAACAUUCAGCAAUCACCGCUCCCUUUGUGACAAGUAGUUCCACCCAAAAAAAAAAAGAAAAAAUAAUUAUUCGGGUGAAUAUGGUUUUUUCUCAAAAAUAAAUGAACGUUGGAAUUGGGUUUUGGUGAUCGUCGUGUGUCAGCCGGGAUCAAACUGAACGAUUCAAAGGUUGCAAUCACACAUUUUCGCACCAAUAAUCUAACCCAGAUAUAAUGUUUGUCGUACGCGGACUACGUUGAGGAGGAGGCUGAUCGUGAGUGAAACCGUUGUCGAUGGAAGGUAAGCAGGAAAUCGAUGAUUUUGUAUUUCGGAGAUUAUCCAGAUGAUCGAUCCGAUCGAAUUUACUUUUCAAAUUAUGCUUCGUUCGUAGUUAAUUGCGAGAAAAAGCCGCCAGCAUUGGCCGCGAGAGUACAAGUAUGCUCCUCGAUACCUCGGUUUGCGGAGAGCCAGGUGUCACGAUUUUUUAUUUUUCAGAAUGGGUGUUACGAUAUGUUAACACUUUUUUCAAUAUUAUUUUUGUUAUCUAGCUACCGUUAGCAUCGAACGGUAGAAACAUUUCGUACUAGUAUGUAGUGAAAUGAUACGUACGUAAGAAAACGGGUCUCCUCCCGUUUUGUCCUUUGACAAGUUUUAUUUUUCUUAUUUUUCGAUUAAAAUUUACGUCGUGAAAAGUAAAUCACUGUAACUGAACACCAGUAGAUGUAAUGAUUAUCGGUAGAUAGAGCGUUGAGAUAAUAUUUUUGAAGAAAAUAUUGAAAUUUUUAUUAUACGUUGCAUGCCCGUAAAGCAAAUAAUGAAGUUUAACGAAUUAAAGAAAAAGAGGACGCAAGGAGGUUUCUCAAAAUUUUCAUCCAAUUGCAAUUGCAUUUUUUUAUUUUGUCGGACGGCCUGAAAAAUCAUGUCACAGAUGAAGGUUUUUUUUAACUCAAAUCAAUUUCAAAAUUUUUUUCUAUCGUAGCUAUGUUUCAAAAAUCAAAGAAAAAAAGAAUCAAAAGAUUGACGUUUCAAAAGCAAAUUUUCCUCUUUACAACUCCUAAGUCCUCUUUGUAAAAUUUAUUAUAUAAUAUUUAUAUAAUAUUGGUUUAGAAAACAUAUAUUAUGUGUCGUAGAUAGGUACAUAUAUUACAUAUUCUAGAAUCAUGGACCAUGAGCCCAUUAAAGUACAUAGCGGUACGGUUAUCGAAGCGAAGGUGUGCGUGGUGCUACGAAUAAUCGAACGUUAUUUUUAACGAAGGCGCAUCUGCGGAUAAUGAUAAAAAUCAUUACCGCGGAAUGAUAAUAUAUUUAUUCUCAUACGAUAUGACGUUUAAAUAAUAAUCGCCUGAUGUGCGAGCGACGAGACAAGUUCGGUAAAAUCCAUCGCGUGACCAUUGAUACGUUGCGAGUAAAAAUUGAAGCGUAUAUCUUUGAUUUUUCUAUGUCAUCAAUAACUUCAUCGUUUGCCACUCGUCGUUGACGUUCGAGAUCCGGGGGCAUAAAUCAAAGCGAAAGGUAUCCCCCGCUUAAAUGCAUGGCGCUGCUGCGUGCGUGCGCGAUUGUAUAUAAUAUACCCUAAGUUUUAAUUACUGAAACUACCAAUUAUAUUAUAAUAUAUUGAAUACAUUAUACGAGUGAGUAAUCGUAGAACACGAGUAAAUCUAUCGAUCUUAAAUUAAGACUUUAGACAUUGUGCCGUGUGUGUGCAGAUAAGCUGUGUUUUAUAUGCCUUUAUGGGUACGAUUUUUUUUUUUUUUUUUUUAUUUUUUUUUUCAUCACAUUAUUAUUGCUGUUUCUUUUUAAAUUUAAUGUAUAAUAUAUUUUGGUCGAGGCCAUCGACUUACAGCCUCCGUGUAUAUUUUGUGAAAGUCGGAAAAAAAGCAUCGCCAUAAAACUGCAGAUUGAAAAAAUUAAUCUAGAAGUUUUUAAUUAUUAUUAUCUUUUAAAAAUUUUUCUGACAAAGAUAGGUAAGAUCUAUGAAUUUACGGAGGGCCGAAACGGGGAAUCGGCGGUAGAAUGAUAAUGAAUUUUUGAACGUAUAAGUUUCCAUGGAGGACUACAACGUAAUAUCGCGUUUUUGAUAAUCGAUGUAUUUCAAAUAUUUAUACCGGACAUUAUGUACCGAGACUUUUGACAAUUUUACAGUAAUGAAUUUGACCUUUUUGCGUAAAUCGCCGCGUGGGAAUUGUUGGUGAAUAUUGAUUAGAAGCGAGUAUGACGUUUUUUCAAACGUUUUCGCCCAACUAGCCCGCUGCAAAAGCGAACGCUAUUAGAUAGAUAUAUGGAGUACGAAGCGUACUUCGAAAAUAUUAUUACACUAUAUAGAUAUAUGUGUAAUCGCCUUGAAGAGAAAGAAGAAAAAAAAAAAAAAACUGAAAAGUCAAUUACACUAACCCGUAUAAAAAUAAUGCAUAAUUAGCGUUAUCAUAUGAAAUAAAGUGCAGGAGCACCAAUGUAUCUUUGUUCUACUGGUAAACUGCGAGCGUGCCUUUGAGCGAUUAACGUCAUGUAGAAACAAUUAAGAUAUUGUUUUCUAAUGUUUGAAAUCCUCAUAAUAUGCAUACUUAUUAUACCGGCGAGAAUAAGGGUUUUGGGGUAUCCAGGGUCGAAGUAACUGCCUUAUAUCUUAUCAUGAUAAUGUGUAUAAAGUACCUGAUAAUAAGAUUAUUAUAGAUUUUUAUAAAUAACAUAAAUAAUUACGAUCAUCAUAUUAUGAAUAAUUAAAUGUUACGAUGGGAAUAAUUAUUCAUCGGCUGCUUGAAAUCAUAAUACAUAUAAUAUAGCUGAUUAUCUGCGGCGUUUAUACCAUGAUCGCUCCGCAUCAUUUAAUUAUAUACAUGCAAUUAUUUUAACAACGUGUUUAAAAAUGACGUUAUAUUCAUUUUUUUUCACCGUGGCUUUGUUGCCGAUUAUUUGUUACCUUUGAAAUCAGCCAAUACGCUGUAGCAUGACGAAUGAAAAUACGUGAAAGGAAAGUAAAAAAUCUAAAAAGAAAAACAAAAAAGAAUUAAAACAGAAUUACAAACUGUAAUUAUCGAAGAUGUGUUUUUACAUACGCCGAGCUUCGCAAAACUAAAAUAAAUAAAUCAGAAAAAAAAAAAUAAAAAAGUUCAUUUUAAUAAAUCAGGUACAUCAUCGCUUUUUCUUCGUAGCCUAAUCGAAGUGGAUCAUAUUUUUAUCGAUCAUUUUAGAGUCGUUUAUUUUUAGUUCACUUAAGGUAUAGAUCAUCUAUGGAAAUCGAGUUAGUGCUCGAGUAAUUUUACAUCGCCGAGUGAAACAUGCAUUCUCUUGUGCGGUAUCGAAAUCAUUCAUUACUGGCGCGUAACGCAAGGGAUUUUAAUAAGACUACAUAAUUAGCGUUUUUAUUAUAGCGAGUAAUAAUAAAAUACUAGGCUAUAAGGGGUAUUUCUUAAUUUACCUAAGUAAUCAAUGAAGUUCCACGUAAGCCCGUUUGCUCAAACGCAUUUUAUGAGAAUAUCUGAAAAAAAUUCAAAGAAGAUACCAGUGAAGCAAGGAACACUAUCAUAGCCAGGUUCAUGCGUAUAGAAGUGUGAGAUUUUGCCAGAAAAUUUUCUGACCAUAUGAUUCAAAAUAAAAUGAAAGGCGGAAUGAAAACUAUAUAGAUAUAUAUAUAUAAAAAAACCCCGAAAGAUCUCGUCGCAAUCAAAAUGUCUUUAGUCCAGCAGUAUCGCCACUGAUCAUCUUUUACAAGCACACUACCUAUUCAUUCCAAAAAAAAAACUUGAUUCAUUGAACAUAGUCAUGCGAUCGGUCACCGAUUCCACCAAAAGUUGGCGGUGUUCGGUCAUCCAAUAUUGCUCCACCUACUACUAUACUACUCGUACUGUAAACCACAUCAUUCAUCACAAGAACAACAAUUUAUAUGUAUACAUAUGUAAACGCUACCGUUAACGCGUUAUGCUUCAACAAUAACGUAGUUUUGGUAGCGGUACACUCUAUCAAAUAUAUCGAUAUGUAUUUUAACAUAUUUUAAAGAAUAAAAUUCGUUUUGGAAAAUAUAUACGUAUUAUACGAA